AUGCCUCGACAGCGACCGACCUCUGGCUACGCUCGCCUGGCGCAGGCCGAUGAGGAUGACGGCCCGUUGGGAGACGAAGAUUCGGGAGACGAGAUAUACUCAUCCUCACCCCUCACAACCCGGUAUGCCUCGAUUCAACCGGGUCCGCGAGAGUCGAUGCGCUCCGGCGCUCACCACGAUCACCGCAGACGUUCCAUGAGGCGAGUACGAAGCAACUCCUCGGGCGUGGAUAUUAAAGCCAUCAACGCACGGCUGGAGAGAUGGGCAGAAGAGAUCGCAUCCAAAUUCAAAAUCAGCUCCGUCAAGGGCAAGACUCAGGAGGAGGAACAACUAGAGAUACACCAUUCUGUCUUCCAGGCUCCCCCCGGCGUACACCCUUACACCGCCGCCGAUCUGGCUGCUUAUACCGCUGCCGAAACCCAAAGAAUGACCAAACAACAAUUCGAGGAUAUUGUGGAAAGCGUCAGAGUCGCGAUCGAGGUUGGGACACAUCCCAAAAUGAUUUCGCAAGGUAGCUCAGGCAGCUAUUUCGCCCGCAACAGUGAAGGCAAAGUUGUUGGCGUCUUCAAACCCAAGGAUGAAGAGCCGUAUGCCUCGAGGAACCCCAAGUGGACAAAAUGGCUUCACAGAAAUCUCCUGCCUUUUGCGUUCGGCCGCGCGUGCCUGAUCCCCAAUCUGUCCUAUGUGUCCGAGGCUGCGGCAUAUGUUUUGGAUUCCCAGUUGAGGACGUAUAUUGUUCCCUACACCGAUGUCGUCUGGCUAUCCUCCAAGGUCUUCUAUUACGACUUCUGGGAAAGGAGAAGCACCUGGGGUGGGAAGAAAAGUCUACCAGAAAAGCCUGGUAGUUUUCAGGUCUUCUUGAAAGGAUUCAGAGAUGCCAAUCUUUUCCUGCGCGAGAACCCCUGGCCGGACCAAGCUACUGAAUUCCGAGCUGAUAUGGAACACACACGAAAGAGAAGGCCUUUGAGCCAUUGUCUUCCCGGUAGCCGAGGCUCUGACGACGAGGACGAUGACGAAGAAGCCCCUCGAGUAGUCUCCCCUCCGCCAUCAGAGGAGGCGCCCAAGUUUCAUUGGACGCCUACCAUACGGCAGGCGUUCCGGGAGGAACUGGAGAAGUUGGUCAUUCUUGAUUACAUCAUGCGUAACACUGACAGAGGCCUCGACAACUGGAUGAUCAAAAUCGACUGGAAAAAGGAACAAGUCUCGAUCGUGGCCGAACCGCCCAAACAGAACGGCACCCCAGAGAACGGGGAUGCUCACCAGCGACCGGCAUCAGUAAGCCCCAACAUCAAUCCGCAGCGACCGGAGUCGAACACUUCAAGGCCAUACAAACGGUAUGAGGCGAUGGAGAGUCGAUCAGGAACCCCUUCGAAUGCCCAGGAGAUGCAGUGUUCCAUCACCAUCGGGGCCAUUGACAAUAGUCUGUCAUGGCCCUGGAAACAUCCAGAUGCUUGGCGAAGUUUUCCAUUCGGUUGGCUGUUCUUGCCUGUCUCUUUGAUCGGACAACCAUUUUCAAAGAGAACUCGUGAACAUUUCCUCCCUCUCCUGACAUCAACCGCAUGGUGGAGCGAAACCCAACUCGCCCUACGGAGGGUCUUUUCACUGGAUGCCGAUUUCAAGGAAAGCAUGUUUGCCCGUCAAAUUGCGGUGAUGAAGGGCCAAGCCUGGAACGUCGUGGAGACCUUGAAGCAGGAGGAUCACGGUCCUCUGGAGCUCACCAGGCGAGCCAGAGUAUGUGUCUGGGACGAUCUGGUAGAUGUUCCUGUGGCAAUACCAAUGCGUGUGCCGUCUACCGAGAUGAACCGCCGCGCAGCACGCCAGUACCAGCAACAAGAAGAGAUGGACAUCGGGGCAUCUUACGCUUCUGCCCCGCCUGGCAGACAUCCAGCACCACAAUACGAUCUCCUCGGCUCUCCAACAAACGAGUUACCCAAUCCAAACCGCUUCGACCUCACCCGUGAGGACAGCGCGGCAGAUCUUGGCUAUUUGCCUGGUCCCGGCGACGAUGGCGGAUUUGGUGGUACUACUCCUGGUUUUGAUACUCUGGAAUUUGCUCGAGAAGCUCGCAGCAGUCUCGGUCAUCAUCCAAACGCUCACACACUUCCCACUCGUCCUUCUGCAAAGGGCAAGACGCGCUUCAGCUUCGAAUUCCCCCGUCGUAUCGGCGAUGGUGCUUCAGCCAGCAAUACCGUCUCCUCGAAAAACAGCUCCACGCGAAGGCAACGGUCGAUGUCAACAAGGAGUGGCCACGGGGGACACAAAGCCAAAACCAUCCCGAGCAUCGUUUAUGAGGGCGAUGAUGUCGAUGAGGGAGAUCUAGGAUAUGCCGCAGCAAGUGAUAUGGACUCGACACACCGACGGAAAGUAAUUGUGGAGAGGCUUGAAACCGUGAAGAGCAAGAAACCCUUCUUCACCUGGUGUUAA
Molecule: messenger RNA, 2424 nt
Organism: Fonsecaea nubica
Lineage: Eukaryota; Fungi; Ascomycota; Eurotiomycetes; Chaetothyriales; Herpotrichiellaceae
Exons: 2
Coding region: 1-2424 (807 amino acids)
Biological process (GO): endosome organization; Golgi organization; phosphatidylinositol phosphate biosynthetic process
Cellular component (GO): plasma membrane; lysosomal membrane; trans-Golgi network
Molecular function (GO): 1-phosphatidylinositol 4-kinase activity
Source: RefSeq, a predicted model, not a curated record